AGCCCCCAGCUUGUCACCGCGCUGGCAUCCUUAAAAUUCUGGGCUGACGUUCGGCUUGUCUUUGCCAACGCCACCACUUUGCGUCGCCCCUCUGUUCUGUCCCUUCAAAAAGAGGGUUCAUGCGGCUCGUGUCGCUCCUUGCACCUCACAGGGCUGUCCACAGCUCAAUGGCGCCAGUACACUCAAUCCUCCCGCUCGCCUUUGUCUCCUCCGUUCACCCGAAAACGCACACUCGCUACCGUCAUCCCCUCGCGAGCGCGCUCCCCCCUCUCAGCUGACCUGCUCCUCGACUCUUCGCUCAGCGUUGAUCCUGAGCUGCAUUCGUCUUCCCUUCCGAGCCCGCUACACGCACCUCUCUCACCAGGCAUCUUUUACGAUGCGCCAACGGAAGGUGAGUCGCGGUUCGACUGGCGCCUUCGCGCCGCGUCGCGUCGCAGGGCUGUCGAACCUGCACCGGGAGAAAAUAGGCAGACACGUCGGUUCGUGCGUCGCGUUGAACCACAGACGUGUGCUGUUCAGCCCGGAGAGCGGUUCCACGACGAAAUCGAAACUUAUCAGGAGCGAUUUCUGCCUAUGCUGGAAGCGGAGCAGGCGGAAGAGGAAACGGUCCUGCGGGAGCGGCUGGCAAACUGGUCGGUGGAGCGGCUGAAGGAAGAGGGGUACUGCAUCACGGGCAUGUCGGCCUACUGGAUGGAUGCACAGGAGUAUGGACGACCAGUGGCGUCGUUCAUGCUGGGACCCGGUAUGGAUCUGCCAGAUAGCCGAUUCGAAGGAGGGACGCAGGUCCUGGUUACGCGCCUAGACCCCCUGAAGGAGGAGCCGAUGAGGGGCAACGUCCUAUCGCGCACCUCCACGAAACUCCAGGUAAUCUUCCCGGAACUGUACGACCUCAGCGAGGGGACCUGGAGGUUAGAUGUGGGACGGUCGAACAUGGUCUACGAGCGCAUGCGGACGGCCAUCCAGCAGCUGAACCUGGAUCCAGCGACGCAAGAAGCGCACAUAUCGCCCGCCCAGGACCGACGGGAGAUCAUCCUGCAGGGAACGCACCUGCGCGACGUGCUCCUGCGGUCGUUCUCACCCCAGCGAGCACAUGCCCCAGCGCACAUCCAGGCCGAGGACGACGUCGCGUAUGCACCGCACGAGACGCUGGAGCACCCCGGCCGGCUGCCGGGCGAGCACGGCGGGGCGUUCAAGGACGACAUGCGGAUCCAGAGCUGGGCCCGGCGGCACGCGGCGCCCAAUCCGGUCAUAGUUGAGGGCGACCCGGUGCUGAGCGGCCUGAACGGGACGCAAAUCCGGGCCAUUGCGAUGAUGAUCGGCGAGCGGGCCAGUCUCGUCCAAGGCCCGCCCGGCACGGGCAAGACACGGACGAUCAUCGAAGCAGUCCGGCUGCUCAAGAUCCACUUCGAGGUCGCGUGCCCGAUACUCGUCUGCACUUACACCAACGUCGCGGUCGAUAACCUCGUCGAAGGCCUCUUGGCCGCCGGUGUCAAGCCCCUUCGCGUCGGCUUCGGAGGCAAGGUCAGCCCCAAGCUCUACCCGCACACCCUCGAGGCAAAGCUCGAAACGCAUCCCCUCAAGUCCGUGUUCGAGAAGCUUGUCAAGGAGCUCGACCACGUCCAGAAGCGCUUGGACAGUUUACAAAAACAAAUUCAAAAACAUGCUGAGCUGAAGCGCCCUGAUCUGGUCCGGCGCCUAGACAGGAUGGAAAGUCACGGAAUCGCGAUGGAAAGGCAGAUCAGCGCCGUCAAAUCCAAGCUCUACGCCCUCAGGCAAGAGAUGCUGCACGACAUCGUGUCCAGCGCUGACGUCAUCUGCACAACCUGCGUCACCUCGUCGUGCAAUGCCCUGCGUGUGGUCGACUUCCCCGUCGUGUUUCUCGACGAGGCGUCCAUGUCGACCGAGCCCGCGUCUCUAAUCCCAAUCAUGAAAGGGUCACGCCACGUAGCACUCAUCGGAGACCACAAGCAGCUCCCGCCCGUCAUCACCAGUAGAGAAGCUCAAGUCAAGGGCCUCGGCAUCAGUCUAUUCGAGAGGCUCACGGAGGAGGGAGCGGUACCGUCCAUCAUGCUCGAUCUCCAGUACCGCAUGCAUCCCGAAAUCUCGAAGUUCCCAUCGAAGGAGUUUUACAAUCACACCCUGCUCGACGGGACCGUCGACGGAUUUGGAAACAUCUUGUCCAGCUUAUAUCCACCUUCUUCCGUGCACCUGCAGGCGCAUCCUGUCACGGGACAUCGACCAUCUGUCGUGUUUUUGGACCACGACGGAUACGAGUCAUUCAAAGACCGCAGUCGAGUGAACUGGAGCGAGGCGCAUAUAGUGUGCACCGUGGUCGAAGACCUUCUACGCGCUAACCCGACGCUGAGUGGCGACGAUAUCGGCAUCAUCGCACCUUACGUCGCGCAGAUUUCCGUGCUCACGCGGAUGCUGAACACAGACGUCAAAUGGCAGGAGCGAUUCCGGAGCGUGCUGGGCGAGCAUCGGGCACUGCAGCUGGGACGGAUCGAGGUGAAGACGGUGGACGGGUUCGAGGGGCGGGAGAAAGACAUCAUCGUGUUUUCGACCGUGCGGAACAACACGUCGGGGCAGAUCGGGUUUCUGGCGGACCGGCGGCGGCUGAACGUCGGGCUGACGCGGGCGAAGCGCGGGCUGUUCGUGGUGGGGAGCCUGCGGACGCUGCGGGAGGGCCGGACGGGGGCGCGGGAGGGCGUUGCGAUGCGGGUGGGCAAGGGCGCGGAGGCGUGGCGGAAGUAUGCGCAGUACGUGACGGCGGAGGGGCUGGUGAUGUCGGUGAACGGGCUCCGCGCGCGGCGGGCAGGGGGUGGGGUGGCGCAGCCCGGCUCGUGGGUGCCACCUGAGCUGAUGGACGGUGGGCGCAAGAAGCCAGCGGCGGAUGCGGUGGCGGCGGUGGUGGCGAUAUGAUGUUCUCUGGCCGUUUUCGGUUCAUUGAGCGCGCGGGUCUAAUAUUUUUGGAUGAACGGCUGUCGGAUGUGCAGUUUGGGGUAAUUGUUGCUCGGGCGUGGGGUUUGCUGUUUCGAGAAUUAGAGUAGAUAUGGGCUAAUGCAGAGAGACGAUCUCCGGUCUUGCUUAU
Molecule: messenger RNA, 3091 nt
Organism: Heterobasidion irregulare TC 32-1
Lineage: Eukaryota; Fungi; Basidiomycota; Agaricomycetes; Russulales; Bondarzewiaceae
Exons: 10
Coding region: 574-2922 (782 amino acids)
Biological process (GO): nuclear-transcribed mRNA catabolic process, nonsense-mediated decay
Cellular component (GO): cytoplasm
Molecular function (GO): RNA helicase activity
Source: RefSeq, a predicted model, not a curated record